AGCGUUCGCAAGAUGAAGUUGAUCGUGCUUGUUUUAGCAGUAGGCUGUAUGGCUAGCUUGGGCUACGCCGAAAUCGCUCCAAAGUAUGGAAUUAGGCCACCGACGCCCACCACCCCUGCACCCAUUCAGCCGGGUGGCAGUGAUAUCGAUAAAUGUGGCUGCCAAAAUAUUGUGGACAAGCUAAGGAAGGUAGAGUCGAAUCUUUUGAAACUCAUCCUGAACCUGCGCAACAAGUACGGUGCUGUGUACAGUGAGCUGCAGGACAUGAAGAAGAACGUCAAGAGUGUGUCCUGGUAUGUCGGUCAAACUUCUAAGACGGGUGAAAACAUCAACGAUCAGCUAUUUAAAUCUUCGAUUGCUUUGUCCGAGAUCAUGCAGUCAAUCAGAGAUCUUACCAUCAACCAGCAGGGAUUGGUGACAAAAACUUUCCUUACCGAAUCUAUUCUGGAUCUGGAAGGACGCCAAGGAGAGUACAGACCUCCGGCACCAGAGGAAGACACUAUCUUUACGUCUUGUGAUGAUUCGCGCAUUACCCAGACUGGUACCUACCUGGUGCAGGAUGCAUUCUCUGAGCCUACCAAGGUAGUUUGCGUGCUUGAUUUCAGCGUGGGACGAUACACCGUUAUCCAGAACCGUCAGGACGGAUCGACCGAUUUCUACCGUGCGUACAGCGAUUACCGUAGCGGAUUCGGCCAGUUCGAUGGUGGCGAGUACUGGCUGGGUCUGGAUCGCAUCUACAAUAUGACGGCUUCAGGAGAUUACGAAUUGUUCAUCGUGCUGGAAGAUUUUGAAAAGAACGUUACUACCGCGACUUAUAAUGAAUUCGCCAUCGGUAGCGGUGUCGACUUCUACCCUAUUACCAAGUUGGGCAGAUACUCUGGCAAUGCCGGUGAUUCGCUAGGAGCAAUAAAGGGUGUGCUGUUCAGCGCGUUCGAUCUCGAUCUAGACAACAGCGAAAUCAACUGUGCCGUCUCUAACCGCGGUGCCUGGUGGUACACAGGUUGCGGAAUGAGCAACUUGAACGGUCUCUACCUGAAGGGUCUGACUGGUGGUACCACUGGUAUGUUCUGGGAGACUUUCCGCGGAGCUAACUACAGUCUUAAGAAGAGUCGUAUGAUGUUGAGGCGCAAGGAAAUGGUAACCACGACCGAGGGUACUACAACAACCACAACCGAGAGUUCUACGUCAACCACGACAACGACUGAAGCAACUACCAUGCCCCCAGAGACAACAAUGGAGACCACGGUUCCAUCCACUGAUCCGCCUAUGCGCCGUUUCUACUGAUGAGUGAACAUUCUGGUGGAAUUAUGAUUGACUUUAAGUUUAAUUGAAA
Messenger RNA from Anopheles arabiensis, 1333 nucleotides. Its product is annotated as ficolin-1-A-like. The coding region runs from base 13 to 1284 and encodes 423 amino acids. The transcript is spliced from 3 exons. The record is from RefSeq and is a predicted model, not a curated record. NCBI's taxonomy places the organism in Eukaryota, Metazoa, Arthropoda, Insecta, Diptera, Culicidae.